This is a messenger RNA of Anas platyrhynchos (mallard), 3503 nucleotides long. It is a transcript of the gene TMEM255A, whose product is annotated as transmembrane protein 255A. Lineage: Eukaryota; Metazoa; Chordata; Aves; Anseriformes; Anatidae. The record is from RefSeq and is a predicted model, not a curated record.
UCAGCCGCUGCGCGCAGGCGCCGCGGAGCCGCUGCCCGGGCCGGGGCCGGGGCCGGGGGCCGGGGCCGGGGCCGGGGCCGGGGCCCGGCGGGCAGCAUGCGGCAGGCCCUGACUCAGCAGCGGCCGGGCGGCAUCGCCCUGCCUGACUCCGUGGGGUCGUUCAAUAGAAGAAAAAGAAAUUCCCUCUACGUAACUGUGACUCUCCUCAUUGUGUCAGUAUUAAUUCUAACGGUGGGCCUAGCUGCUACAACAAGAACACAAAAUGUGACUGUUGGAGGUUAUUACCCAGGGGUUAUUCUUGGUUUUGGGUCGUUUCUUGGAAUAAUUGGAUCAAACUUGAUAGAAAACAAAAGGCAAAUGCUGGUUGCAUCGAUCGUCUUCAUCAGCUUUGGUGUCAUUGCUGCAUUCUGCUGUGCCAUAGUAGAUGGCGUCUUUGCUGCCAGACACAUAGACCUGCGGCCGCUGUAUGCGGGACGAUGCCAGUACUACUCCAAGAGUACCACGCUGCCAGAGGCAAUCUGUCAUCCGCAACGCCGUGCACCCUGCACACCGAAAAUAAAAACCAACACCUGCUUCUGUUGUGACCUGUACAACUGUGGGAACAGAGUAGAGAUUUCUGGAGGCUACUAUGAAUACAUUGAUGUCAGCAGCUGUCAGGACAUCAUCCAUCUUUACCACUUGCUUUGGUCGGCAACAAUUCUGAACAUAGUGGGGCUAUUCCUAGGGAUCAUUACAGCAGCGAUACUUGGAGGCUUUAAAGACAUGACUCCUUCCAUCCCUACGCUGAACUGCACAGUUGAAAAUGCACAUCCUACGGUGUCCUAUUACUCGAGGCCACAGGUGACAUCUUACAACACCUACUACCACAGCACUCCUCACCUGCCUCCCUACUCGGCAUAUGACUUUCAGCAUUCCAGCGUGUUUCCAGCCUCCACUCCUUCUGGCCUCUCCGAUGACCCCCAGUCAGUGUCACCUUCUCCCAGCUAUAUGUGGUCUUCCAAUGCACCUCCUCGUUACUCCCCACCGUAUUUUCCACCUUUUGAAAAGCCACCACCUUAUACGCCAUAAAGAAUGUGGAAGAGAAGAAAGAAAUACUUGCCAUUGAAAUAAUUGUGAACAUUUUGUAUUUAUAUUUUACUGUGGGAGAAAGCAGGAGGAUAGAAACAGGAGAUAAUUGCAAAUAUGACUAGUUGAUCAGACUGUUAUUUCAUGCAAGACUUAUUUCAGAGGUUUAUCAAUGGGGCAUGAGGAAAGGGAUGUAUUGUGAAUGUUUUGCAGUGGUGGUGAGUACCAGGGGACCUAAAUUCUAGCCUCCUCAUUUUCCAGUGAGGUUCAUAUAGUCCUUGGUUUUUAAUAAAGUGAUACGACACGUAUGCUAGAUUCUGGUCUGCCUUACUCCAUCUUGAGCCAAGCUGAAGUAAGAGUAGCCAGGACCAACAGCUGCCCAAGAAUAUCUUUCUGUUCAAGGUGAGAGUGCUUGCAGACAGCUCAGCUUGAUGCUUGUUUUGUCUGGUCUUUCGUCUCCAGUUGUUGGGGUUUUGUGGGGCCACUGAACCUAGCUCAUGUCACUUGUUGAUUACAGUCUAUGUAAUGGAAAUCCUUGUGAGGAGCCAUGACAGCAUCUCUUAACACUAAAACUAAUGAAUAGAGGUAACUUCAUAGGGUAUUUUCAUAUUUGUCCAGCAGAACAACUGGAAUAUUGCUUUUUUGACAGGAAAAACUUUAAUAGGCUUUAUUAGCUGUUUUAUUUUGGGUUACUACAAUGCAGUGAAAACUUUUUUUUUUUUCCUUCUGUUUGGUUGGGAAUUAUUUUUUAAGCUUGUAAUUUCAACUUUUUUAAUGGGUUGAAUCAGCACCCUGAAUAAGCACUGUUUUAGUAGCUGUAUUACAGGCUGCACAUAAGGAAUUUCCACUACUAGUUCUCCAAGAUGUAAGUCUCACAUGGAUAAAAUUCAUCGCCAUGUAAUAUAGGAUGAAGCUGAUACGAAUUUACAGUUAUUGUCGUGACUUUCAUUUAAUCUUCAGCUGAUGACUGUGCUGAUUGAUCUAGAUUCCAACAAAUUUUGCAUGCAUCCUGCAUAACAAAAGAAGGUCAGCUUUGUUAUGUGAUACAAUGUCCUGUAAAGUGUGGUUCUACUCCAGGAAGUGACCUCAGAUGACAGCUUUUAGAUCUAAGCUGCUUAACCUGAGCAUUCUCAACUGCUUGCUUCAGAGUUAAAAAAAUACGGUAUUGACAUUUUAUUCCUUAUUUCCUAAAAAUUUGAUUUCCUUUGCACCAAAUUGUUGAUCCUAUUCCUAAGUUGUCUACAUGACCUUCAAUUUAAUGCAAACAGAAAGCUACCAGAAAGCUAAAUCUUGUAUGCAGAAUCUGGAAGUGAUAUACAUGCUAGGGAAAGAAAACAACAGCUAGAAUUUAAACUGUGGCAUCUCUCUGCUUUUAAGCUAAAAAAAACUGAAAUACUGUCAAAAUGGAGAAUAAAUGCUGAAGUCCCUGAUCUCACUUUUCAAAGUACACUCACACUUUAUAAUGCUGUUUUUACUACUAUGCAUUUGCAAAGCCUUUAGGCUCAGCUGUGUGUUAACUUUAUCAUUCCACUGUCAAACACUAGUCAGUAUAUUAGUAAGUUAAAGGAUGACACCUUUUAUCCAGAAGCAAGCAUGUACCUUUUCUCCAGCAACAAAUAAAAAUAAAUAGCUGGAGAAAGCAAUACAGCACUUGGGAUUUAAAGCAGUAGUGUAUGCAAAACAUUUCCUGGUGACAUUUUGUUUUACUGAGGUAGCUGAAGUGCAGCCCCUGUAAAUUUGCAUAUUGAAAAUAAAUUUGCAUACUAGGGCUUCAUCCAUUUUAUAUUAUGUUUUCGAAAACGAAAUAUUGUUAAAGAGAUUCAUGUGCAAUUUCCAAAUAGGCAGUAUCUAAAACUCCCCACAAACCUAUCACUUGAAGGACACAUAAAUUUAAUAUCAGAAAACUUUUUAUUGCUGCAUCUUUGAAAUGGAAGCUAACAGUCCUGUCCCACUUUCAACAAACAUACUAUACCAUUUGUGCCUAUCUACUAAAUAGGGCUAGAAGGACUAGGGGACACCACAGGACAGGACUAAGAAAACUCAUAAGGGGAGCACAACUUGGUGGCAGAGAAACAAUAAAGAAAUGAUGGUGUCAUUGGUUUCAACUUGACAGAUAUACUAAACUUAGAAAAUUAUCCAAAUUCUUGUUUUAUAAGGAACUCUAAGGAAUAUUUAAGCAAAAAUUACAUUGCUGCUUUAAAUUCACUGUAAAAGGAUAAGGCCAUUGUCACAUUUAAAAAAAAAUAAUAAUAAUGGUUGGAUUUUUCUGUUGAACUACCCAUUACCUUCUGCUUGAGUAAAACUAAGUGUUUAAUGUAAAUGCAACAUUCUGCACUGUAUUCAUCAUUUCUUAUGCGAAUGUAAAAUUGUGACUCAUAUGUACCCUUUUAUUACUUUACCAAAGUUAAAUAAAAUUGUGUGACUUUUGUAAACAUUUA